Molecule: messenger RNA, 1917 nt
Organism: Anastrepha ludens (Mexican fruit fly)
Lineage: Eukaryota; Metazoa; Arthropoda; Insecta; Diptera; Tephritidae
Gene: Cyp6g1
Product: cytochrome P450 6g1
Exons: 4
Coding region: 253-1815 (520 amino acids)
Biological process (GO): response to DDT; insecticide catabolic process
Molecular function (GO): oxidoreductase activity, acting on paired donors, with incorporation or reduction of molecular oxygen; heme binding; monooxygenase activity
Source: RefSeq, a predicted model, not a curated record
ACUUUGUAUCUUCGGUUUACUUGAAACUUUGAUAAGACCUACAAUAAUAAAUAUUUUUUAUGUAUUAAUUAUAUUGAUAUUUGGAAAGCGUCGAUUUUCAAGCACCAAAUAAAAACUUGAACCUAUGGGACUACCGAGCUCAGUGUUGCGGUAGGAGUGCAAUUGAAAAGGUCGAAUGAAAUUUGCAACAGUUCAAAAUAUUUAAAGUCAAAAAGUUAAAAUUUGUAAAAUAUUUUUGUAAAAGCAGCUCCUAUGAUGAUAUCUACAGAUACGAUUUGCCUCUUGGCCACCUUCCUCGUAGCCCUUUACAUUUGGUGCCGCUACAAUUAUGGCUACUGGAAACGACACAAUAUUCCAUUUAUGACGCCGUUACCACUGAUUGGCAAUACUAAGGUCAUGUUUACACUGAGCAACAGUUUCUUCUUAUAUCUCUCUGACAUUUAUAAGGAUGCUAAAAUGUCAAAAGCUGCCGCGGUCGGUAUUUAUAUAUUGAAUAAACCAGCUUUGAUACUACGCGAACCGGAGCUUGUCAAAUCUGUGCUCAUUAAAGAAUUUUCAAAAUUCUCCAACCGGUAUUCAGCUUGCGAUCCACAUGGGGAUGCUUUGGGAUCGAAUAAUUUGUUUUUCAUACGCAAUCCACAAUGGAAGGAGCUGAGAACGAAGAUUUCACCGGUGUUCACAACAGGAAAGAUCAAACAAAUGUAUCCACUAAUGCUUGAGGUCGGCUCUCAGUUAGAGGCUCAUUUGGCGUCGCACAUCAAGAGCGGCAAUUCCUUCGUCACCGAAAUCAAAGAGAUUUGUGCGCUCUUCACUACCGAUUUGAUUGCAACAAUCGCUUUUGGUGUACAAGCUAAUAGCUUAAAAAAUCCAAAUGCAGAGUUUCGUAGAGAGGGGCGUAAAUUUAUGGAAUUUAAUUUGGGUCGUGCGUUUGCCUUUUUCAUCGCAUUCUUCUAUCCAAAUUGGGUCACUAAACUAAAAAUAAAAAUUUUUUCGCCCGAGCUUUCUUCAUUUCUACGUCGUACUAUUAGUCAUGUAAUAACGGAAAGAGAGAAGAGUGGUCUCACACGCAAUGAUCUAAUCGAUGUGCUAGUGUCAUUGAAAAAAGAGUCUGUUGAGAAACAGGAGUACAAUCAAGUGACACAGGAUGUGCUAGUAGCACAAGCGGCGGUGUUUUUAACGGCUGGCUUCGAGACUUCAUCAUCAACGAUGGCAUUCACAUUAUUUGAAUUGGCCAAAAGACUGGAUUUACAAGAGCGCCUACGCAACGAAAUUUGUGAGGCGUUAGUGGCGGAGAAUGGCAAACUAUCCUAUGAGACCAUUAUCAACUUACCAUAUUUGAGUAUGGUAGUAGAUGAGGUGUUACGUUUGUAUCCAGUUUUGCCCUUCCUCGAUCGCGAACACCAACCUAAAGAUGGGGAAAGCCAAUUUGAUCUCAAACCGUAUUAUGAUUAUACAGUGCCAAAUGGUAUGGCUGUUUAUAUCCCAAUUUUCGGUUUGCAACGCGAUCCCAAGUAUUGGCCCAAUCCCAAUACCUUCGAUCCGGAACGUUUCCGCCCCGAGAAGAAAAAGUUACAUGAACCUAUGGCCUACUUACCUUUCGGUACUGGCCCUCAUAAUUGUAUUGGUAGCCGAAUCGGUUUACUGCAAACCAAAAUCGGUUUGGUGCACAUAUUGAGGAAUCAUUACGUUGAGGUCUGCGAUAAAACACCAGCACAAAUAAAUUUCGAUCCCUUAGCCAUUGUUUUGCAGAAUAAAGGUGGAAUUUACUUGAAUGUAGUGAGCGAUGGGCUCUAUGAGCAGAGUGCGAAGAAGUGACAGACAGAGUUUGGAAGGAAUGCAAUGAGUUUUAUUAUAGAUUAAGGUUAAAAUUUUCAAUAAAUGUAGAUAAACGUGAAAUAUUUUCUUGCGUUAAGUUUA